Amblyraja radiata (thorny skate) is the source of this 4934-nucleotide messenger RNA. RefSeq names its product rubicon autophagy regulator (gene rubcn). The coding region runs from base 137 to 3145 and encodes 1002 amino acids. The record is from RefSeq and is a predicted model, not a curated record. Gene Ontology annotation, molecular function: phosphatidylinositol phosphate binding. The transcript has 22 exons. Gene Ontology annotation, cellular component: early endosome; late endosome. NCBI's taxonomy places the organism in Eukaryota, Metazoa, Chordata, Chondrichthyes, Rajiformes, Rajidae. Gene Ontology annotation, biological process: negative regulation of autophagosome maturation; negative regulation of endocytosis.
CCCGCCCGCCCGCGAGGGAGGCUGGGAAGUGGGCUGUGGCCGCCGCCGGGUGAGUUCAGGGCUAUUGAGAAAGUGAGUGUGGGCUCAAGAUAGGGAGGUGGCAACCACCUUGCCGGCGCGAACUCCCUGCGCGGACAUGUUGUCGCCGUGGAGGGAGAGCAGCUGGUUCCACGACAUGGAGAGCGCGGAGGCGGAGGAGUGCAGACAAGAACAUUGGAAGCUUUUGGGUGCCUUGAAGACGACUGUGGAGGGGUUGCUAUCAACCAACAAUCCCAAUGUUUGGUCCAAAUAUGGAGGAUUGGAGCGACUCUGUAAGGAAAUGAACAACAUCAUGUCCCAUGGACUUCUGGAAGACAAGAUAUAUAUACAGCAUAAAGAUUACUGGCCAUUUGUGAAAGAUGUCUGCUGGGUCAGUCCUCACCUUGCUCACCAUAUUGAACAGUUGAUGGAUACUGACCAGUCUGUCUCGAAGAGUAAUCUUCAGAAAGCACAAUACUGGCUCCACCACAGCCUUCAGUUCCACUGUCUGUCAUCACAGCUAAGACCUUUGCUCAGCAACUACAAGUAUUCAAAGAAAUUCUACAAAGACACUGCCUUUUUGUUGAGUGAUCCCCAUGUGACUGCAAUGUUCCAGUGUCUGGAGGCUGUGGAACAGAAUAAUCCUAAAAUAUUAGCUCAGAUUGACACGUCUGUGUUUGCAAGGAAGUUUGGUUCCCAUUUACCAAUGGUGAAAAGCCAAAGUUUGACUGCACUGCCUGGUAUCAAGGGCACCUCCUUUGCAGAAGGAUGUCAACGCAGACAUGCAGACUCGUAUACUACUCUCUUAGGUCAUUCUACUUUCAACAUUUCAGGUGCUACAUCGCAAAGUUUCAUUAAUAUGAAUAACACCCAGCAAGACAUCAGAAAGAAGGUUAAUUUGCCUUGCUUUGCAGAUUCCACAGACAAAAUGAUGCAAGAUGAAGGCUCUGGCAUCCACCAGUUCAAUAUCAUUCCCUCAGCGGAACCAUUUUCCCCAGUCAGUGAGACAACAGUUAGUACCCCAGUUAGCCAUGGUGAGGAUUCAUGGGGUGAAGUACAAGAUGAAGGAUCAUGUGAAAUGGACGAUGGGCCAGAAUAUUUGGCUAUUGGAAACCUGGGACACAGAGAUCAAAGUUCAAGUCAGUGCAACAAUAGCUCAUCUUCCUAUUCUGGAAGUUCACAGCAAUUUGCUCCCACCGUAGGGCAAGUUCCUAAAGUUAACAUUAUCUGCAGUGCAUCUCUACUGAGCAUUCCAAGAAGUUCCAGCUUCUCUGAAAUCAAGACUCUGGAACGAAAGGGAGGCUUCAAGAAAAGCCACAUCAGAUCCCGUUCUGAUACUGGUAUAUCAUCAACAAAUCCACCAGGAGACCUCCGGAAAAUCACAAUUAUAGUAGAGGACCCAGUGGAAGAAUCGCAUUCGGGGAUUAGACACCAGAAGGAGUGUGGUCCUUUCUCAGGACAGAGCAGUGAAGUCAGCACUCCAAGCUCCCCUUACAUGGAAGCUGAUGGUGCACAGCACGCAAACAAUUCUGAUGGCAUGUUUCGCCGACCAUCACAGGGUCAGUCUCUGAUCAGCUAUCUUUCAGAACAGGAUUUUGGAAGUUGUGCUGACUUGGAAAAGGAGAAUGCCCACUUCAGUAUCUCUGAAUCAUUAAUUGCGGCCAUUGAACUUAUGAAAUGCAAUCUAAUGAAGAAACAAAUGUUGGAGGAUGAUGAAGAUGACAGUGACAAAGAAAUACGGGAAUUAAAACAGAAAAUUCGAAUUCGACGGCAACAGAUCCAAACAAAAAAGCUCCCGCCUGGAGUUGGCAAUGCUGAGUCGGACACUUUUACCACCACGGAAAGCGGAUCUCCUUUCAGUUCCUAUGAUUCUGCACCAUUAUCAGAUUCUGGAUCCACAACUGACGGAGUAGACGAAUUUGAGUUAAAAGAUUGUAUUGAUGAGUCCAACCUCAUACAUAUGUCAGCGAAUGGGCUCUCAGCAUCAAUGGCAUCAUUGUUUUCAGAUGCUGAUAUUAGGAGGAGUCUGGCUUCAAGCGCCAAGUCAGUAAUGAACUCCGAGCCCAUUUCAUUUUCAUUCCUUCAUUCCAACUCGGCUGAGGCUGUUGCUAUGGGUCUGCUGAAACAGUUUGAGGGCAUGCAACUUCCUGCUGCAUCUGAACUGGACUGGUUGGUCCCAGAGCAUGAUGCUCCUCAGAAGCUUUUGCCAAUUCCAGACUCCUUUCCAGUGUCUCCUGAUGAUGGCGAGCACGCUGAUAUUUACCAGCUACGAAUCAGAGUCCGUGGAAAUUUGGAAUGGGCACCACCUCGGCCACAAAUAAUUUUCAAUAUUCACCCGUCCCCCAAGAGAAAGGUGGUUGUUGCCAAACAAAAUUACCGCUGUGCAGGAUGUGGUAUCCGAACAGACCCAGAAUAUAUAAAGAGACUACGUUAUUGUGAAUAUCUUGGAAAGUACUUCUGCCAGUGCUGUCACGAGAAUGUGCAGUCUGUUGUUCCAAGCCGAAUAUUACGGAAAUGGGAGUUCAGCAAAUAUUAUGUCAGUAAUUUUUCUAAGGAUUUGUUGAAUAAAAUUUGGAAUGAUCCACUUUUCAACGUUCAAGACAUUAACAGUGCGUUAUAUCGGAAGGUGAAGGCCCUCGAUCAAGUUCAUAUGCUGAGAAUGCAGCUGGUUCACAUGAAGAACCUGUUAAAAACAUGUAGACUGGCAAAAAAGCUUCUGGAUAACUUUGACAGGGAACCAGGUCAUCUCACUGAAGAUCUUCAUCUCUAUUCCCUCAACGAUCUCACAGCUAUAAAAAAGGGGGAGUUGGCUGGAAGGCUGAAGUACCUCGUGAAGAUAGGAUCAGCACAUGUGGCACAAUGUGUGCUUUGUCAGGCUAAAGGCUUCAUCUGUGAAUUCUGCGGUAAUGAUACAGAUAUCAUCUUCCCUUUUGAGCUCCACAAAUGUAAAAGAUGUGAAGAAUGUAAAGCAUGUUACCACAAAUGCUGUUUUAAAUCAGACCACUGUCCUCGUUGUGACCGGUUUCAGGCACGUAAAGAAAUGCUUGCUAAACAAACCAUAAAAUGGUAUUCAUCAGAGGCUCAAGAAGAAGAAAAUGAGAACUCCCAGAGUACAGAUUGUGAUUGAACAGUAAGACAGAAGAUAACAAAGCUACUUGAAUUUUUGCAUUGAAACAGAGUUGGAAUUCAUGCACUUAUUUUUUAAAAACAGGACUAGCACCAUAGCCUAUACCUUCGUACUGAGGAUUCAAUAUAUUACCUUUCAGCAACAAAAAGUUUAAUUUUGUGACAUUGUCUUUGUUGGUCAAUAACUUAACAUCUAUCCGUCCAUGUUAAUUUGACAAUUUAUUUAAAUGUUUUAAAAUGUCUGUUUGCAUGUCCAAAGACUUAUUUGUGGGGGAUUAAUGAUGAGAGGGGCAAAAUUGUUUAAUGUGUGUGUUGUAUGUAUCAUAGCCUUGAAGCUCCAGGAUACAUUCUGGGAUUGUGCACGUCCAUUGAGGAAUGGUGUUGUUAGUCAGUUAAACUGGACUCUGGUUGCCAUGCAAAUCAUCUUGGGCAACAAAAAGAAAAAUCUAUAUCUGGUAUUCUAUUUUGUGUUUAACAAGUAGAUAUCACUGUGAUAUUUUCAUUGGUGCUGUAUUGAAUGUAUCUGUUAUUUUGGGGUUAGAAGCUGAUGGGGUAGAUAAGUCUUUUGGAUAUAACUAUGAAGAAUAUUAUUCAGCAUUUUAAGACUUGCCAGGGAUGUAUAAAUGUAAACUAAAUUCAGGUCUGCUAAAGUAAUUGUUCAAAGAUGAAGUAUUUAUCAUGAAUGUACCAAUUUAGCUGCUUUUGUGCUUGCUGUCAUUUGAAAUGUAACAUUUGAAAUGGGUUGGCAUAUUUUGGAAAGUUAGUAGACUAUUUGUAUUAGCAGACUAUUUAAUUAUACUGGAUAGCAAUUACUGAACUAGAACUUCAACUAAAUCAAUCUGCCGAAUGCCAUAUGAUUUAUAUUAAAACAAGAUUUGCUAUAUUUAGACAGUCCAGAGUAGAAAUUGUAAAAUGUAAUUUAGAAAACCUUACAAUCAAUUCAGUUAUUUAUUUGUUGUAUUUGAGUUUGAUUAGUAUCUUGACUUUAUAUUUUAGGUGCAAAAUCAUUUCCUUUUAGUUUUAAAUACUAAUAUAAUAGUGUUAUAUCCUACAUACUGCAAUGUAUGCAGUUAAGUUAAACUGCUGCACAAAACAAAAUAGUUUGGGUUGAGACCGAAUAGAAAAGAGGAGAAACCUAUUUAAACCUCAUGUUGAGUAUUUGUAAAUGUACUCUUUGGAUAAGCCAAAAUAAGCUUAUUUACUAAUGCAGCAAGAUCGGUUUUGCAUUGCAGGGUUUAUAUGUUUCAUUUGGAUGCAAUGCCUCUGCUUAAAUACAAUUAUUGAGCCCAUAUCAGGCAGCUGUUACCAAUGGGGUGAUAGUUUAACUGAGGCUAUAAGCAAACUUGUUCGGCAAAUAAUAAAAUCAAAAGAAAAAUAUUACUGUUUGCAACAGUGUGAGACCAGCCUGACUUGGUUUUAAUCCUUAUAUAUUGUUUAAUUUUCAAGUUCCAAUCUACUUUUUCUAAUAGACCUCAGCCAAACUUUGUAUGAAGAAUGAACUUUUAUGAAAGCACAUUUUUAAUUAACCAACUAAUUUGGAACCCUUUUAUUUUUGAGGCUCUCUGAAAUUACAGCAAGUCUUUAAUGUCAUUUUUGCUUCUGCUUGUUCUCUGUAGAAAAUGUGAUUAGAUUCAAAUAAUGAAACAAUUUCCAGGUAUGAUCGUAUGUCAAAGAUGAACAUUGGCUGAGAAAGGGAUAUUUAGAAUAGAAAAUGAAAUGCUUAAAUAGACACAUCACUUCAAAAUUCCUAAUGAUGGGGAGACUGAUAUUUAAUAAAGAUUUCUAUGCUA